Hyaena hyaena (striped hyena) is the source of this 4253-nucleotide messenger RNA. It is a transcript of the gene ADAMTS1, whose product is annotated as ADAM metallopeptidase with thrombospondin type 1 motif 1. The record is from RefSeq and is a predicted model, not a curated record. Gene Ontology annotation, biological process: extracellular matrix organization; proteolysis. Gene Ontology annotation, molecular function: zinc ion binding; metalloendopeptidase activity. The transcript has 9 exons. Gene Ontology annotation, cellular component: extracellular matrix. Lineage: Eukaryota; Metazoa; Chordata; Mammalia; Carnivora; Hyaenidae. Bases 262 to 3108 code for a protein of 948 amino acids.
AAGAAAAACUUCCCGCGCGCCCGCAGAACUGCAGCGCCUCCUCCCCGGCGACCCGGGAGUCCCGUCCGCCGCCGGCCCUGCGCUCACUUUUCAAAGAAUAAUAGUAACUGUAACAACCCAGAGCGAAGCCCGCAAGGCUCCACGCUCCCGACCCGAACAAUAGCCCCCUCUCUCUGUCCACCGGGGCGCGCGGCGCCUCCCGCGACUCGGGUGCAGCGAGCGGUCCUCGCGGGGUUCCGAAGGCGCACGGGAGGCGGCGACAUGGGGAACGCGAAGCCGGCGCGGCGGCCUCGGGGCUCCCGGCCCACGCCCGCGCUGCUACUGCUCGCAGCCGCCUCGGCGCUGCCGCUGCUGCUGCUGCUGCUGCUCGUGCCGGGCGCGCGCGGGCGCCCCGCCGAGGACGACGAGGAGCUGGUGCUGCCGGCCCUGGAGCGCGCGCCGGGACACGCGACCACGCACCUCCGCCUGGACGCCUUCGGCCGGCAGCUGCACCUGGAGCUGCAGCCCGACCGCGGCUUCCUGGCGCCCGGCUUCACGCUGCAGACCGUGGGGCGCAGGCCCGGGCCCGACGCGCCGCGUCUGGAGCCCGCCGGCGACCUGACGCACUGCUUCUACUCGGGCACCGUGAACGGCGACUCCGGCUCGGCCGCCGCGCUCAGCCUCUGCGACGGCGUGAGCGGUGCCUUCUACCUGCAGGGCGAGGAGUACUUCAUCCAGCCCGCGCCCGCCGCCGCCGCCGCCGCUGGGGAGGAGCCGCCGGAGCGGCCCCGGUUCCAUCUCCUGCGGCGGAGGCAGCGGGGCGGCGCCGGCGCCAAGUGCGGGGUCACGGACGACGAGACGCAGCUAGCCGGGGGCGCGCGGCCCGAGCACCAGGACGCCGGGACGCAGUGGCCGCCGCGGGACCCCGCGCCGCAGCGGGAGUCACAGCCGACAGGCACCGGGAGUGUAAGAAAGAAGCGAUUUGUGUCCAGCCACCGCUACGUGGAGACCAUGCUGGUGGCCGACCAGUCCAUGGCCGAGUUCCACGGCAGUGGGCUCAAGCACUACCUUCUCACCUUGUUCUCGUUGGCGGCCCGGCUGUACAAACACCCCAGCAUCCGCAACUCUGUGAACCUGGUGGUCGUGAAGAUCCUGGUCAUCUAUGAGGAGCAGAAGGGGCCCGAAGUGACGUCCAAUGCUGCCCUCACUCUGCGAAACUUCUGUAACUGGCAGAAGCAGCACAAUCAGCCCAGUGACCGACACGGGGAGCACUAUGACACCGCCAUUCUUUUCACCAGACAGGACCUGUGCGGGGCCAAGACUUGUGACACCCUUGGGAUGGCUGAUGUUGGAACUAUAUGUGAUCCCACCAGAAGCUGCUCGGUCAUAGAAGAUGAUGGCUUGCAAGCUGCCUUCACCACGGCUCAUGAACUAGGCCACGUGUUUAACAUGCCACACGACGAUACAAAGCAAUGUGCCAGCCUUAACGGUGUCGACCACAAUUCCCACAUGAUGGCGUCAGUGCUUCCCAAGUUGAACUACAACCAGCCUUGGUCUCACUGCAGUGCCUAUAUGAUUACGUCAUUCCUGGAUAAUGGUCAUGGGGAAUGUUUGCUGGACAAGCCCCAGAGCCCCCUCCAGCUCCCCUCCGAUCUCCCGGGGACCCUGUAUGAUGCCGACCGGCAGUGCCAGUUUACCUUCGGGGAAGAGUCCAAACACUGCGCAGACGCAGACAGCACGUGCGCGACCCUGUGGUGCACGGGCAUGUCUGGGGGCUUGCUGGUGUGCCAGACCAAGCACUUCCCUUGGGCAGACGGCACCAGCUGCGGAGAAGGGAAAUGGUGUCUGGACGGCAAGUGUGUGAACAAGACGGACGAGAUGCAUUCGCAUACCCCUAUUCACGGAAGCUGGGGGCCGUGGGGACCCUGGGGAGACUGUUCGAGAACCUGUGGCGGCGGAGUUCAGUACACAGUGAGGGAAUGUGACAACCCGGUCCCCAAAAACGGAGGGAAGUACUGUGAAGGCAAGCGCAUGCGCUACAGGUCAUGUAACAUCGAAGACUGCCCAGACAACAACGGAAAAACCUUCCGAGAGGAACAGUGUGAGGCACACAACGAGUUUUCCAAGGUUUCUUUAGGGAGCGGGCCCGCGGUGGAGUGGACGCCCAAGUACGCUGGAGUCUCGCCCAAAGACAGAUGCAAGCUCAUCUGUCAAGCCAAAGGCAUCGGCUUCUUCUUCGUUUUGCAGCCCAAGGUGGUUGACGGCACCCCAUGUAGCCCCGAUUCCACUUCUGUCUGCGUGCAAGGACAGUGUGUCAAAGCUGGCUGUGAUCGUAUUAUAGACUCCAAAAAGAAGUUUGAUAAAUGUGGUAUCUGUGGAGGAAAUGGAUCUACGUGCAAGAAAACGUCAGGAUCAGUUACUAGUGCAAAACCUGGAUAUCAUGACAUCGUCACGAUUCCUGCUGGGGCCACAAACAUUGAGGUGAAACAACGGAAUCACAGGGGGUCCAGAAAUAACGGCAGCUAUCUUGCCAUCAAAGCUGCCGAUGGCACGUACAUCCUGAACGGCGACUUCACUCUGUCCACUUUAGAGCAAGACAUUACCUACAAAGGUACGGUCUUGAGGUACAGCGGUUCCUCAGCCGCGUUGGAAAGAAUCCGCAGCUUCAGCCCUCUCAAAGAGCCCAUAACCAUCCAGGUCCUCACAGUGGGCAAUGCCCUUCGCCCGAAGAUUAAAUACACCUACUUUGUGAAGAAGAAGAAGGAGCCUUUCAAUGCCAUCCCUACCUUCUCAGAAUGGGUCAUCGAAGAGUGGAGCGAGUGUUCCAAGUCAUGUGGACUGGGUUGGCAGCGGAGAUGGGUGGAGUGCCGAGAUAUUAAUGGGCAGCCCGCCUCGGAGUGUGCCAAGGAGGUGAAGCCAGCCAGCACCAGACCGUGCGCAGACGUGCCUUGCCCCAGCUGGCAGCUAGGGGAUUGGUCGCUAUGUUCCAAGACUUGCGGGAAGGGUUACAAAAAGAGAACCUUGCAGUGUCUGUCCCAUGACGGGGGGGUAUUGUCUCCUGAGUUCUGUGAUCCUUUAAAGAAACCUAAGCAUUACAUAGACUUUUGUACGAUGGCAGAAUGCAGUUAGGCAGGGAAAGCUUGAGGGGAGGAGGUGUGUGGAAGGGCUGAUGCACUGACAUCAAGAAGGCUGGAGGGAUCUGGUGUACCUUGCCUGUGUCAAUGAGUCGGGAGUGUAGAGGUAGGUAGAAAAGGAGUUAGAUCGGCAGAAUAUCCUGCCAGUUACGAAUCUGAUAGGGUAGUUAAUGAGGGUUAUUAAUCUCUGAGCAGUGAUAUAGCAUGAUAAAGCCCCAGGGCAUUAUUAUUAUUCCUUUUGUUACAACUAUGACAAGUUUAAAAAAACAAAUAGAAACAGUCAUCAAAAUUAGUUUAAGGAUUAUACAAUCCCUGUUCUGUGGUACUGAUUCAAUACUUUGUGUCAUGGGGGUUGGGAAAUGAAAAGCGGGAGAGAGGAGAUUUUUAGUCACAGACAGGGCUUACUUUACCUCACAAACAAUGGAGGGAGAAAGGAGUUACAAUAGCAUCUUCAACCAGCACUGAUUGAUUUUGGCUGCUACCGUUUCUGAGAACGUUUCCGCCAUCUUUCCUACUGAGAGUUAAGAAUGCAAGGUUGUCCACCAUGAGAGAAAAGCUUAGCAACAUCAAGCGACUCAAAUGAACACCAUCUUUACUCUCCUGUGCCAUCAUUGCGUCUCUAUUCAUGAUGUCGUUUUGACAAACAAUUACACGCGUUUGUAAAAAUGCAUUAAGUCUAUGAAUUAAAAAAAAAAAAAAAAAAGGCAGCAAUGAAUCAGAUGCUAGUAAAAGCCAGAGGAGACAAGAUGAGCUCAGACCUCCUCCUUUCUUUCCUCCUUAUGUAAGCCUGCUUUCGGAAUGUGGCUGUUAAAAAAAAAAAAACAAAAAACAAACAAACAAAAAAAAAAACAGUUCAUGUCUCAAGAAGGACCGGGUGAUCACACACGAAAGGAUGUAAUGCCAGUGUAAGAAUGGGGUGUGUAGAAUGGGAUCCCCAGUGUUUGGGAACAUGGAGACCAACUUGUCUCACAGUAGGGAGGCUACUGAGGGGUAGCGGGUCCAUCCCCAGCAGCUGGCCCAACAGUCAUAUCCUGGUGAAUGUCUGUUCAGCUCUUCUACUAUGAAAGAGAAUAGGACUUUUUUUUCCCCAUAUGUAUAUAGUAAAAUAUGUUACUAUAAAUUCUAUGUACUUUAUAAGUA